UGAAGAAAGGUUGACGAUCUUCAAGAACCGGCAAAAAUUUAACGGAGAAUCACCGUAAAUUGAGGGAAUCGAGGGAGAUUGGCGCGCGAAAUUCGGGCAAAUAAUCAUCUUCUGCAAUUCUUUACUACCGCCAUUGUUGCUUUCUUCAUCACCAUAAAACUUCCAUUUCUUUUUGUUCUUUAGAGGCAAAAUGUCAGAAAACAGCUACUCUUUCUUCUCUUCUCUCAAUGAUAACCUCCUGGAAUUCGACCGUUAUGUUAACCCUAACCCUAACCCUAACUCUAAUUCUAAUCCUAUUUCCAACCAAAUUUCAAACCUAAGUCCUAAUAAUCAAAUUGACCCUUCAAAUUUUGUUUCACAAUCCCUUUCAGACUUCAAUGUCAGUUCCUCUGAGCCUAGUAAUGCAAGCAAUCUUCUCACUCUUACUAUCCCCCGCAAACGACGUCGUGGGAGGCCUCGAAGCACUACUUCCUCAAUUCCUUCUUACAAGCAGGUAUUUUCAAUUCCUCAGAUUUAUGAAAAUUCUAUUAAUGCUAGUAGUAGUAGUAGUGGUAAUCGUUCUAUUAAUGGUAGUUUUAAUGCGCGAUUUGCGAGACCAAAUUUGCAAAUGGAGUAUAGUUCAACAGAUUUGUCAGAGGAGAUUAUUGUGAUUAAUAGGGAAGCCACUGCCGAGGCGCUGACUGCCCUUACGGCUGGGUUUCCUGCGGAUUCUCUCACCGAUGAGGAGAUUGAUGCAGGAGUGUUACCUGUUGUUGGGGGGAUUGAACAGGUUAAUUAUAUUUUGAUUAGGAAUCAUAUAAUAACAAAAUGGAGAGAAAAUGUGUCCAAUUGGGUUGCAAAAGAGACGUUUCUUGAUAUUAUUCCCAAACAUUGUCAUUGGCUUUUAGAUACUGCAUAUGAUUUCUUGGUGUCUCAUGGGUAUGUUAAUUUUGGGGUUGCACCAGCGAUAAAGGAGAGGUUUCCAGCUGAACCCACCAAGGGAAGUAUCAUUAUUAUUGGGGCAGGGUUAGCUGGAUUGGCUGCUGCAAGGCAGUUGUUGCGGUUUGGUUUUAAAGUGACUGUUUUGGAGGGAAGGAAGCGUGCUGGAGGUAGGGUGUAUACGAAGAAGAUGGAGGGUUUGAAUAAGAGUGCUGCUGCUGAUUUAGGUGGGAGUGUUUUAACAGGUACAUUAGGCAAUCCUCUCGGGAUUUUGGCAAGGCAGUUGUCGUAUCCACUCCACAAGGUGAGGGACAAGUGUCCACUUUAUAGAGUUGAUGGAUCAACAGUUGACCCUGUCUUGGAUUCUAAGGUGGAAACUUCUUUUAAUAAGCUUUUAGAUAAAGCUAGUCGCUUGCGGCAAUUGAUGGGGGAUGUUUCGCAGGAUGUUUCCUUAGGGGCUGCCUUAGAGACCUUUCGUGAAGUUUAUGGGGAUGCAGUGACUGAUGAAGAGAUGAACUUGUAUAAUUGGCACCUUGCUAAUUUGGAGUAUGCAAAUGCUGGUUUGCUGUCAAAGCUUUCUCUUGCCUUUUGGGAUCAAGAUGACCCGUAUGAUAUGGGUGGGGAUCAUUGUUUCUUGUCUGGUGGAAAUGGUAGGUUAGUGCAAGCUUUAGCAGAAAAUGUACCAAUCAUGUAUGAAAAGACAGUUACUUUGGUUAGAUACGGUAGUGAUGGAGUUCAGGUUACUGCUGGGAACCAAGUUUUUGAAGGUGAAAUGGCUCUGUGCACCGUGCCGUUGGGGGUUCUGAAAUGUGGUUCCAUUAAAUUUGUACCUGAGCUACCUCAGAGGAAGCUUGAUGGAAUAAAGAGGUUGGGUUUUGGGUGUUUGAACAAAGUUGCCAUGCUCUUCCCCCAUGUCUUUUGGGGCACAGAUCUUGAUACAUUUGGUCAUCUCUCUGAUGACCCCCUCCGUCGGGGUGAAUUUUUUCUUUUCUACAGUUAUGCAACUGUUGCGGGUGGACCCCUUUUAUUAGCUUUAGUUGCUGGAGAAGCUGCCCACAAGUUUGAGUCAAUGCCUCCUACUGAUGCUGUGACGCAUGUUCUUCAGAUCCUCAGGGGAAUUUAUGAGCCACAAGGAAUCACUGUCCCAGAACCUAUUCAAACAGUCUGCACAAGAUGGGGCAGUGACCCCUUUUGUUUAGGAUCUUACUCCAAUGUGGCAGUGGGUGCUUCUGGAGAUGACUAUGAUAUAUUAGCAGAAAGUGUGGGAGAUGGUAGACUAUUUUUUGCUGGAGAGGCAACAACAAGGAGAUACCCUGCAACAAUGCAUGGAGCCUUUCUCAGUGGGCUUCGUGAAGCUGCCAACAUGGCACAUUAUGCUAGUUCACGCGCAUUAAAUUUAAAGGUUGAGUUGUGUCCGUCUAGGAAUGCUCAUACUUGUGCUUCACUUCUUGCUGAUCUUUUCAGGGAGCCUGAUCUAGAAUUUGGGAGCUUUUCUGUUAUCUUUGAGAAGGAUAAUCCUGAUCCCAAAUCAAGUGCUAUACUCAGGGUCACAUUCACUGAACCUCGAAAGAAAGGCCAUGAGGGUUCCAAAGCAGAUGUGUUGCAUUCAAAAAAAUUGCUCUUCCAGCAGCUUCAGUCACAUUUUAAUGAGAAGCAACAAGUUCAUGUUCACACAUUGUUAUCAAGACAACAAGCAUUUGAGCUAAGAGAAGUUAGAGGUGGUGAUGAUAUGAGGUUAUAUUACCUCUCUGAAAAACUUGGGAUUAAGCUGGUGGGAAGGAAAGGUCUCGGCCCAACCGCAGAUGCUGUCAUUGCAUCCAUAAAAGCUGAAAGGGGCAGUCGCAAAACUGUUUCACCUUCUGUAGCUGUUAAAUCAGAAGGAAUGUCAAGACCCAAAGGAACUUCUGAAAAGCGGAGGAUGAUUAGGAAAGCAAAAGUAAUUAGAACCGGCAGUGUUCCGGUGCCAGCUACUACUGGGGGAAAUCAUGUUGGCCUCCUGCCCUAUUCUAAAGGGGAAGGCAAUGGCUUAAACACCCCUGUUAAAGUACCGGUUAGUCAGAUCUCUUCAAUCUCGUCCGAGGCUACUGAAAAAGCUGACGUGCCAACUUCUUCUGAAGUAGCAGACCGUGAAUAUGGUUUGUCUUCAUCUGUUACUCCAAGUAUGGAUGUUGUCUCCGAUGUUACUGCUAUGCGGAGUCUAAACCUGUCAAUUGACAAUCGAGCAGAACACAAAGUUGGGUCAUCUGAAUUUUUUUGAUCAUGACAUCAAUCCGGUAUCAUCUCUAUAUUAUAUUGGUGGAAUCUAAUGCUUCUAGGCUAACAUGCAUAUUAACUCCUAGUGUAAAUACAUCCACAGAAUACUGUUCUAGUCCUCAGUUGCGUUUUACCGGCAUUACUGCUUUCCCAACAUAAUACCUUGGGUCUGGUUCAUUUGUUCUAAGUCGUCUACUGAGAUUAUUGAAGUGAAUCGGUAACCAUGGUUGACAUGUGACCCACAUCUUCAGAUAUGGAAAAUUGAAACUUACUCUUGAUAAAGAAUAGGUUUGGGUGCUGCCUUAAAGUAUGGCAUUUUUGAGGGAUGAGUGAAAAAUGUGAACAAGUGUUGCUCCCCGUUACCAGGCAGUUAUGUGACAUGGGGAAGCCAAUGUCUGUCUUGCUUGUCGACAGUGAAGAAGCGGCAAAAGUUAUCAGCAAUCUGGAACCGAUGCCUGUUGGUAUCACUGCAGUAAUUGGCACUGCAACAGUAGGAGUUUGCACUCCAAAAACUAAAAAGUUAUCAGAUUGGAUUGAUAUGAUUUUUCAGCUUCAUUUUUGGGUCUUCCCCUUUAGACCCAAACACGAUUGAAUUAGCAGAUUAAGAUCAAGUUUUUUAACUCAAAAAUGAUCUCAUCCAUAAAACCGAAAAAAUGGGUCAAGCGGACUGUAAUUUGAUCCAAUUUUGUGUUGUUACUAGCUUUUUGCUGAUGUUUUAGAAGUUGUACAUUAAACCAAAUUAAUUUUAUUUUGAAAAUAAUUCUGUAAGGUACUCCCUUCAUUGCAGCACUAGUGUUUCAUUUGUUUUU
Molecule: messenger RNA, 3980 nt
Organism: Amaranthus tricolor (Joseph's coat)
Lineage: Eukaryota; Viridiplantae; Streptophyta; Magnoliopsida; Caryophyllales; Amaranthaceae
Product: protein FLOWERING LOCUS D
Exons: 4
Coding region: 191-3175 (994 amino acids)
Molecular function (GO): oxidoreductase activity; protein binding
Source: RefSeq, a predicted model, not a curated record